Molecule: messenger RNA, 1462 nt
Organism: Schistocerca americana (American grasshopper)
Lineage: Eukaryota; Metazoa; Arthropoda; Insecta; Orthoptera; Acrididae
Product: 1,5-anhydro-D-fructose reductase-like
Exons: 8
Coding region: 263-1264 (333 amino acids)
Cellular component (GO): cytosol
Molecular function (GO): aldose reductase (NADPH) activity
Source: RefSeq, a predicted model, not a curated record
CAAUUUGAAACUCGUGGUUGUGCUCUAAUAACCUCACUCUCAUCAUUCCCUUAUUCCUUCUUCCCCAACUGAGGAACAAUUUUAGUUAAAAAUAAGAAUAAUGCUAAUUUUUGCUACACAGUGGGAAAAGGUAUGGAGGGUGCCUGUGGUACAUACUGAGUGCACUGAAUCCAGUGGCUAUUCACAAGCUCCAGCAACCAGCUGCUGGUGAGGUGGAUUUUCCAGCAUUGCUAGGAGCAGCACAUUUGACAUAUAAUAAAAGAUGGCGCCAAAGCUGGAGAAUGUGACAUUCUUUAAUGGGCAUAAAAUGCCUAUUGUUGGGCUAGGAACAUUUCAGUCGUCUAAAGGUGAAGUUGGACGUGCUGUUGAUAUUGCCUUGGAAACAGGGUACAGGCACAUUGAUACAGCUUACAUGUAUGGAAAUGAAGCAGAAAUAGGGCAAGCUUUAAAGAAAUGGCUUGAUUCGGGGAAACUGAAACGUGAAGAUCUUUUCAUUGUAACUAAGCUUCCACCUGCUGGAAAUCGUGCAGAGUCUGUAGAGAUGUACCUUAAAAAAUCUCUAGACGCCCUGCAGUUGAGUUACGUUGACUUGUACCUGAUACACCACCCUGUGGGGGUCCAGGAUGUGGGUGGUCAAACUUUACCAAGAGACAAGGAUGGAAAUGUUCUCUUGGACAUGAACACUGACAUCAUCAGCCUGUGGAAGGCAAUGGAAGCUCAAGUGGAUGCCGGCAGAGCUCGUUCAAUCGGGCUGUCAAACUUCAACUCUAGCCAAAUCAAACGCAUCUGGCAGGCUUCCCGCAUCAAGCCAGCCAAUCUGCAGGUGGAGCUGCACAUCUACUUCCAGCAGAGGGAGUUGGCUGCUUUUUGCAAAGCACUCGAUGUGACAGUCUGUGCCUAUGCUCCCUUGGGCUCUCCACAGUUGUCCAACGUAGUCCGUGCAAGAGGAGGUGAUGUUAACAAAUUAGUAAGUGUCAGUCCGAUGAGUGACCCGGUAGUGUCACGUAUUGCAGAGAAGUACAAGAAGACGGCUGCACAAGUAUUGCUGCGGCACAUCAUGCAGCGAGGAAUUGUGGUCAUCCCAAAAAGUGUCAACCCUGACCGCAUCAAACAGAACUUUGAUGUUUUUGAUUUUGAACUGACAGAAGAAGAUAUGGAUGAACUAGAUGCACUUGACAAAGGACCAAAGUGCCGAAUAUUUAAUGAAGUUAUUGCACCAGAACGAGCCAAACAUCCAGAGUAUCCAUACCAUCAGAGAUACUGAUAUUUCAGUACUCACAGCACUAGGUAAAAUGUCAGAAGCUCUCUCAGGGAAGUCUCGAGAUAUGCUGGACAGCGGUUUUGGGGCCCCACUUUUGUGAUUGGUGUCUUUCCUGCAAAAAUUUGUAUAAAUACUUAUUUUAAUAACACAUUUUAUAUUCUUGUAGAAAAAAUUACAAACAUAUAUUCUUGGUAUUUUUAA